GGAGAAUGCCCCUCGCACGGCUCCCUACACACUGUGCACUGCUGCUCGCUGACUCAUCCAGUUCUCGUGCUCUCUUUUUUUGCUGUAGCCAACCAUAGGCGUCCCCAUGUAAAUUUAUAAUACAACCACCCUUUUGUCGUCUGCAUCUCGACAUUGGCGCCAGACGCAUUUGCAUCCCCGCGCAAACAACCGUCAAACAUGGCUCCCAUACGCUGCGCCAGCAAUACCUGCACAGCUCGUGCCUUUGUGCAGCUUGCUAAACGACGAUACGGCACCACCAGCACCUCCUCGAGCUUCGACUUCCUCGUCCCGCGAAAGAGCAUCGCAGCUCCCACUCUCCAUAGCUCGACUCCUCGCAUAUCCAUAUCCCGCAUUGACUCCCGCAUUACAUCCUUCUCUAAUACAUCUCGUCUCUUCUCCACAUCUUCCGCCAGACAAGCCACUGUCUGCAUCCGAAACUCCCACAAGCAGAAGACGGCAUACGAGAUGAUGCUCGAGAUUACCCCGCGAGCUGCCAAGCGUUUGGAUCAAAUUAUGGCAAAGGACAAGAACCCCAAUCUUGCUCUGCGCAUCCAAGUCGAGAGCGGCGGCUGCCACGGCUUCCAAUACAUUAUGAGCCUCAUAACAAUACCAAGCGAAGGUGCCGAGGACACAACGAUUAUUAAAGAGGACGACUCCAUUUUCCAAUUCGUUGCCGAAGACUCCGCAUCAGAAACUGCGCAGGAAUCCUCGCCCAAAAUCAUCUUGGAUGAACCAUCUCUUGAUCUACUCAAGGGUAGCAAGGUCGACUUUACCCAAGAACUGAUUGGAUCACAGUUUAAGAUUAUUGAUAACCCGCUAGCAACAAGUAGCUGUGGCUGUGGAACAAGCUUCGAUAUCAAAAUGUAAAAUAGAGCAUAAACAUGUCCCAUUAAUACAAACCACUCUCUUGUAUAUUAUCACCCAUGUCUUCUCAGCCCAUAAAACGCCGCACUCCACAAGUCACACCACUAAAGCUUUUCAUAGAGCCAUUUGAACAGCCACUGCAAUAGGACAAAAUAAUACAUUGAUUAUACUUUGCGUCACAUCUAUUUAUGUUUAUUCUUUUUGUUCACAAUAGAUAUGCAAGACACCACAGUAGAGUAGGAGAAUAGUUUGGUAUUAUUCAUGGAAAGGCUUUAUUUUUGCACAAAACCUAUGUCAUAACUAUGAACGCCGUAACAACAAGAGCCUCUUUUUUCUAGUCUCUUUGCUAUUUUACUUCUCGACCCUACACCACAUUCACACUUUUGAAUCGUGACACAACACCUUAGUUCAUCUGGCGAACAAGGGCGUUGAUGGCAUCCUCACGGUUGCCAAGGUCACCACCCUCGAUGAAGUGCUUGAACUUGCGGGUGCGGAAACCGCCAGUGGGGGAAGAGAGCUUGAAGGGCCAGAGGAAGUUGGCAGCCUGCUUGAAGUUGGGGCCAACAGUGAAGAUCUCGUGGACGAGAUCCUCCAUGCAGACAAUGCCGUACUUGCCGAGGGUGUCCUCAAUGAUGGAGUUGUCGGUAAGAGCAGUGCGCUUCUUGUCGACCUUGCCGUAACCACGCUUGUAGACGAGCUCCUUGACGGUCUUCAGGUUGGGGUAACCGUAGGCGAUCCAGGGCUCGACGAUCUUAAGCAUCUCAGUGGUGGCCUUGGUGACGCGGAUGAAGACACCGUUGUUGAUCUGGAGGAGACGGAGGAGCUGGAGGAUCUUGCGGGGCUUGGGGGCAAUCUUGUUGAUACCCUUGAUGCGGAUGACGAACAUGAGCUUGCCCUCAGCGGGGAUGUAGGCAGAGUCGUCCUUCUUGGCGGCGCGGGUAAGGCGGACCUUCUCGCGCUCAGCAUCGCGGUACUCCUUGACGUACUUCUCGGCACGCUUGAAGAUGACGCCACGCUUCUCCUUGUUGGCCUGGUCGCAAUGUAUGUUAGCGGAAAUGCUCUUGCGAUAUAAAGUAUGCAUCAAAUGAAUGAAUGGUAAGGGCAAUGGGUCAGACCCGAAAGAAGGUUAAUUAUCAACGACAUCGACUUUUUAGUCUGGUUGACGGGAUAUGUUGUGCAUCAUUAUGCCACAGAAAGGAAACAGGAGUAGGAAACUUACGGCCUUGCGCUUCUCAACAGCGGCAGAGCGCUCAGCGCGAGCCUUCUCCUGGCUCUUGCGCUUCUUGAGGAGGGUCUCAGGGACCAAGAUGUGGUCGUUGGUAGGGACAGUGCUAUUGUCAUUUCAGAUUAGUACGUAGUCCGGCAUGCCUGCUGUGCGACGGCAUGGAAGAGAGCGCCGGUGCGAGAACUGUAGCUUUAAGCGCGACAUUCUGUGCGUUGGCUAACUCGAGGUUGUAUUUGAUCGGUGAAGUAGUAACAAGAGUUUUCAAAGUGGACGUGAGUGUAUUCCAACCCAAAUGUUCAUCUUCGACGUCUUGCGUUUCGUUCAUCCGACAAAGCCCCAAACAAAAUGUUCAGGAAAAAGCAGCUAGCCUAGGACAAUGCAUCAACCAAGAAGGUAUUUCGACCUUUGUGUGCAGUUCCAUGUUGGCAGCAAUGUAUUUGAGAGAGGAGGUGUGCGAGAACCGACAACCUCCAGCCCCAACACCCCAAGACAGCAAUUCUCAGACAGCAGCAGACCGUAUUCCAGGCCCAGUACGUCGUGAGAAGAAAACCGCUCAGGAGAAAUCGAGCUGGUAGCAGUACCAAGCAUUCAUCGUGACCAAGAAAACUUGAUCAUCCGACAAAGAGGCCUAGCAGUAGACUACCACGCGAGAGGACCACGACAAUCCGCAAAAAGUAUCCAGUAGACUCGAAACCAGGCAAUGCAUUCUGCCUUUGUAUUGUUCGCACGAACGAGAAGAGGGAAAGACCUACGUGGCACCCAUUUUGUCGAUUUGGCUGGUUGGUGAUG
This is a messenger RNA of [Torrubiella] hemipterigena, 2899 nucleotides long. The record is from the annotation of a GenBank genome assembly. Lineage: Eukaryota; Fungi; Ascomycota; Sordariomycetes; Hypocreales; Clavicipitaceae.